CCGCCCCCUACCAAUCCUGCGGCCAUGGUUGCGCUCAAGGGCAUCCCGAAGGUGCUGUCCCCUGAGCUGUUGUUCGCGCUUGCGCGGAUGGGGCAUGGAGACGAAAUUGUCCUUGCUGAUGCGAACUUCCCUACCUCCUCCAUCUGCCAGUGCGGACCUGUGGAGAUCCGAGCAGACGGCCUGGACAUCCCACAGCUCCUGGAGGCUGUGCUGAGGCUCCUGCCCCUGGACACCUAUGUGGAAAGCCCGGCUGCUGUCAUGGACCUGGUGCCCAGUGACAAGGAGAAGGGCCUGCAGACCCCAAUAUGGAAACAUUAUGAAUCCCUUCUUCUCAAAGCUGACUGUAAAAAAGCCCUGAUGAAGAUAGAGAGAUUUGAAUUUUAUGAACGUGCAAAAAAGGCAUUUGCUGUGGUUGCAACCGGGGAGAUGGCACUCUAUGGAAACAUCAUCCUCAAGAAGGGAACUCUUGACCUCGGACCCUCGUAGAGACCACUCCAGGCUGACCCCAAUCAGCACACCUUCCCUUGGCAGCAACCAGACCUGGACAUCAGCCUCGGGCUCAAGAAGAUGGCAGAUCUUUUUUUUUUUUUUUUUUUUUUGGUUUUUCGA
Molecule: messenger RNA, 609 nt
Organism: Mus caroli (Ryukyu mouse)
Lineage: Eukaryota; Metazoa; Chordata; Mammalia; Rodentia; Muridae
Gene: Fuom
Product: fucose mutarotase
Biological process (GO): fucose metabolic process
Molecular function (GO): racemase and epimerase activity, acting on carbohydrates and derivatives; fucose binding
Source: RefSeq, a predicted model, not a curated record